AUCAACAACAACAAAACAACAACAUGGCCGAUGAUUUGGACAUUGAAGCAAUGCUGGAGGCUCCAUAUAAAAAGACUUGCCUAUAUCUCACCUCUACUCCCAUGAAUUCCAGUGUGAACUGUCAAAAAAAUGAAGGAUGACAACAAGUCCUUUAGUACCAAUGGCCACGAGGAGCGGAGUAAGAAGUAUGUUUUGUUGAACCCCUUUAGCAGAAGCCGCAGUCGGGAAAGGAAGAGAAGCAGGAGUCACGAUCGCAAGAGGAGUCAUGACCGCAGAAGGAGCCGCAGCAAAGAACGGAAGCGCAGCCGCAGCAGGGAGAGACAGCGCAGCCUUUCAAGGAGCAAGGAACGUGGUGGUCGCUACAGAGCUCCAUUUUCUGGCCUGAAAUUUAACGGUGGUCCCAGGGGGAAGACGGGCCCACCACCUGCCAUCAAACUAAGCCGUAAAAGGUCUAGAAGCCGCAGUCCUUUCAAGAAAGAUAAAAGCCCUAUAAGACAGCCCAUUGAUAAUCUCACCCCUGAAGAAAGAGAUGCACGAACAGUAUUCUGCAUGCAGCUGGCAGCAAGAAUCCGACCACGAGACCUGGAAGAAUUCUUUUCUGCAGUAGGAAAAGUACGAGAUGUGAGAAUCAUCUCUGAUAGAAACUCCAGAAGAUCCAAAGGAAUUGCAUACAUUGAGUUUGUGGACACCACCUCUGUACCUUUGGCAAUUGGCCUUUCUGGUCAAAGACUUCUCGGAGUACCAAUCAUUGUGCAGGCCUCACAGGCUGAGAAGAACAGAGCAGCUGCGUUGGCCAACAACUUACAGAAGGGCAGUUCUGGACCUAUGAGACUGUAUGUUGGCUCAUUGCAUUUUAACAUCACAGAAGACAUGCUCAGAGGCAUCUUCGAGCCGUUUGGAAGGAUUGAUAGUAUUCAACUGAUGAUGGACAGUGAAACAGGACGAUCAAAAGGAUAUGGCUUUAUCACUUUUGCUGAUGCUGAAUGUGCUAAGAAGGCUCUGGAACAGCUUAAUGGCUUUGAGUUGGCUGGCAGACCAAUGAAAGUGGGACAUGUGACGGAGCGCACUGAUGCCUCAACUGCCAGCUCCUUCCUGGACAAUGAUGAGCUGGAAAGGACCGGCAUUGAUCUGGGAACGACUGGUAGACUGCAGCUGAUGGCUAGACUGGCCGAGGGUACUGGUCUGCAGAUCCCACCUGCUGCUCAACAGGCCCUUCAGAUGAGUGGCUCCAUGGUAGCCAUGGCUGCAGCUACGGCUGCUAUGAACCCUGGAUUGAGUUUUAACAUCAAUGUGCCCACAAACCAACCUUUGAAUCUACCUUCACAUCCGAUUGCAACACACUGUUUCCAACUGUCUAACAUGUUCAAUCCAAACUCAGAAAAUGAUCCUGGUUGGGAAGUUGAGAUUCAGGAUGAUGUCAUUGAAGAGUGCAACAAACACGGUGGAGUCAUACACCUAUAUGUGGACAAGAAAUCAGCUGAAGGUAAUGUCUAUGUGAAGUGUCCCAGCAUUCCUGCUGCUAUGGCUGCAGUGAGUGCAUUACAUGGACGUUGGUUUGGAGGGAAAAUGAUCACAGCAGCUUAUGUCCCUCUUCCUACAUACCACAACCUUUUCCCAGAGUCAGUGCAGGCAACACAGCUUCUUAUGCCCAGUCGCCGGUGAUCAGUCACCCCUGGAAGACUCAAUAUUUUCAGCCUUGCUCUUUUUAACUUUUGGACAGUAAUAACAGUUCUGCAAGCUGUGGCUGAGUUGUUUUGUUUACUUUUAAGUUGGUUACAAAUCCAGUAAGGUUAAACAUUUCACUUGCAUAGUGUCCUUACAGGUCAUGGACUU
Carassius carassius (crucian carp) is the source of this 1833-nucleotide messenger RNA. RefSeq names its product RNA-binding protein 39-like. The record is from RefSeq and is a predicted model, not a curated record. The transcript is spliced from 16 exons. Gene Ontology annotation, molecular function: RNA binding. Lineage: Eukaryota; Metazoa; Chordata; Actinopteri; Cypriniformes; Cyprinidae. The coding region runs from base 130 to 1662 and encodes 510 amino acids. Gene Ontology annotation, biological process: mRNA processing. Gene Ontology annotation, cellular component: nucleus.